Nothoprocta perdicaria is the source of this 2927-nucleotide messenger RNA. RefSeq names its product inositol polyphosphate-5-phosphatase E (gene INPP5E). Lineage: Eukaryota; Metazoa; Chordata; Aves; Tinamiformes; Tinamidae. Gene Ontology annotation, molecular function: inositol-polyphosphate 5-phosphatase activity. Gene Ontology annotation, biological process: phosphatidylinositol dephosphorylation. Bases 51 to 1994 code for a protein of 647 amino acids. The transcript has 10 exons. The record is from RefSeq and is a predicted model, not a curated record.
GCCGGCACCUUCCCGAUGGAGCAGCGGCCGUAGCGCGGCCCGCGGGGACCAUGAAUGGGCUCUCCCGGCACGCCGGGGCCCGCGCGGCGCACAGCCCGGAGCGCAGAGCCGUGCGGGACCUGCAGGCCAAAAAGGGCGGGCAGGCGGCGCGGCAGGGCGCUGGCGACAGCGGGGAGCUGCCCCCUGAGGACCCCCCGAGCCCGGGCGCCUCCGCGUGCGGAGCCUUGACGCUCCCAGGUGGAGAGGCCAAAGGCACCGCGAGCAUCAAAUCCAUGACCCCGAGGCCUCCGCGGAAGCCGCGGCUGGAGCGCGCGGCCUCCCUGGACGAGAAGAGCUGGAGGAGGUGGAGGCGGUUAAAGACGAGCCAGGAGAGCCUGAGCGACGCCAACGAGACGAGCUCCUCGAACGGCUCCCUGCAGGACGCGGCGGCGGGCGCCCGCGCGGCCCCCUGGGCGCAGAGCCCCUCGCCGGGCGCCCGCGAGGCGAGCGGCGGCGGCCGGAGCAGGGGCAGCGCCGCCGAGCUGGGCAAGCGGGUGUGCGAGCUCUCGAGCAGCUUCGGGGAGCUGCUGCGGGGCAGGGCGCUCUCGGGCAGCAAGCCCCGGCUGGGCCAAAUAACGCCCAGCCGGCCCCUGCCGCCCGUGGAGCUGGACGCGGCCUCGGCCGCGCUGAGGACGGCUAAUAGGAUUGACUCGGACUGCGCGGAUUACCGGCGUUGCUGGCAGCGCGGGCCGGGCAGGGUGAGCGGCAGCUCGAGCGACAGCCGGCUGCACGGCGGCGGCGGCGGCAUGGUGUGCGGCAGCCGCUCCGCCGACUCCAUGAAGUCUGCGUUCAGCCUCCUCGCGCCCAUCCGUGCCAAGGACGUUCGCAGCAGAAGCUACUUGGAAGGCAGCCUCCUGGCCAGUGGUGCCUUACUGGGAGCAGAGGAACUCAGCCGCUAUUUCCCUGAUCGGAAUGUUGGAAUCUUCGUGGCUACCUGGAACAUGCAGGGUCAGAAGGAACUUCCAGUGAACCUGGAUGACUUCUUGUUACCAACGGAUCCUGACUAUGCCCAGGAUAUGUAUGUCAUUGGAGUUCAAGAAGGCUGUCCAGACAGAAGAGAGUGGGAGAUCCGCCUGCAGGAGACGCUGGGCCCGCACUACGUCAUGCUCUGCUCCGCCGCGCACGGAGUGCUCUACAUGUCRGUCUUCAUCCGGAGGGACCUCAUCUGGUUUUGCUCAGAGGUGGAAUAUGCCACAGUGACCACUCGAAUAGUGUCUCAGAUCAAAACCAAGGGAGCGCUGGGGAUCUGCUUCACGUUUUUUGGGACCUCCUUUCUCUUCAUUACCUCCCACUUCACAUCUGGGGACAGUAAAGUGAAUGAGAGGAAGAUGGACUACAGUAAAACCAUUCAAGCACUUGCACUUCCCAAGAAUGUUCCGGACACAAAUCCGUAUCGAUCCAGUUCUAGCGAUGUCACCACUCGGUUUGAUGAAGUGUUCUGGUUUGGUGAUUUCAACUUCCGACUAAAUAAGGACCGUGAGGCUGUGGAUUCCAUCUUGAAGCAGAACCUGGAAAAGGACAUGUCCAAACUACUGGAGUAUGACCAGCUUAUUAGUGAAAUGAGUAGGGGGUCUAUUUUCAAAGGAUUCCAAGAAGCUGACAUUCAUUUCCGUCCUUCCUACAAGUUUGACAUAGGAAAGGACAGCUACGACACCACUUCCAAACAAAGGACUCCUUCUUACACGGAUCGAGUCGUGUACCGGAGCCGGCACAAAGAUGACAUCCAUGCUGUCAAGUACUCAUCCUGUCCUGGGAUCAAAACUUCGGACCACCGGCCUGUAUUUGCCCUGUUCCGUGUGAAAGUGAGGCCUGGCAGAGACAACAUUCCCCUUGCUGCGGGGCAGUUUGACAGAGAGCUCUAUUUAAUCGGAAUAAAGAGACGGAUUACAAGGGAACUGAAGAAACGGCAAGAGCAAAAGGACCAAAGAUCCAGCAGCGUGUGUAGCAUUUCCUGAGCCGAGGCCUCUGCAACGCUUGGGUUAGAGGGGCCUUAAAGAGGAUUUCAGGCCACGACAGAGUCUGCGGGGAGUUGCUGUCUGGUUAAGCACCUCUGGCAGUUGCUGUGGCUUGGGAAGAAUGUCCUAAACCUCACCCUGGAUUCACCUGCAUGAGCUAAUCCACGCAGCUCAAGCGCUUUUGCUGAAGAAAAGGGAGGCAGUUAUUUAGGACAAGCAUACAAACGGACUCGGUUGGUUUGUUUUUAACCCUCCUUUCUCUGGAAGCAGCUCCACGCAGUCCCAUUGUGGUAAGAGGACUGUGCACAGGGUGUGCAGCCCCUGGAAUUGACAGUGCUGGCGGCAGAUGACGUAAAAUCCUGCAGCAAGGUGAAAACGUGGGUUUGUCCCAUUUGGUCUGCUUUGUGUUCUCUUCCUUCUCUGCAGCCAAAUGGAUGGAAUUCUGUAAAAUGUUCAACGGGGACCAGUUAGGGAAGUUGAGCAGCUUUGUCUGAGAACAGUGUUCCCGGGUUGGGCUUUUGGGCCCUCUUGAGCAAGACCUCUGCGAAUGCGCUCCUGUAUGGUCCAAGGGUGCAAGCACUGCCUUCCAUUCAUUAGCUUAUAGGCCUCCUGUGCUAAGGGGGUAAAUAUGAAUUUCUCAAACUAGUAAAUUCUUUCAUUUUUGAGACUUUUGGAAACAAUCCCUUCCUCCAAUAUUUGUCCUCCCUAAAGGUGAGAAAAUUCUGCUUGGCCUUCAGCAGCAGAACACUGUUGUGGAGAACAGUGUGCUAAAUACAGCUAUUAAGUGAUGCUCCACCAAAGUCGUUAGGAUAUUGACUACUAAGGAAGUAUCCAAAGAAACUGCAGCAAUCCAGAUCAGCUUAAUUCCAUUCCCUCUGUUUCUAUGAGCUAAGCCCCAUUUGGGUUUAUCUUCCAAAUUCAGUAAACUGUGAA